ACAACCUCCACCUGCACAACCACCGCAGCCAGAGCCAAAACCAGAACAGGGGGACGACGCAGACCACAAGCCCGUGGCCGCCGCCGCCGCCGCCGCCGCCGCCGCGGGCGCCCCCGCCGACAAGGCCCAAGCCGAAAGCGACGCCGCAGCCGGGCCCGAAUUAGCCUCGUCCGGCCCCGAAGCCCCCGACGCGGCUUCGGCGGACUCGCUCGACGAAAAGAAGGACGGCAAAGACGCGUCCGCCGCCGCCGCCGCCGCCGCCGGCGCCGCCGCGAAGGAGGCGGACAAGAAGGGCGGCGCAAAGUUCGAGAAGCCGCCGUUCUCCUACAACGCGCUGAUCAUGAUGGCCAUCCGCCAGAGUCCCGAGAAGCGGCUGACCCUCAACGGCAUCUACGAGUUCAUCAUGAAGAACUUCCCGUACUACCGCGAGAACAAGCAGGGCUGGCAGAACUCCAUCCGCCACAACCUGAGCCUCAACAAGUGCUUCGUCAAGGUGCCGCGCCACUACGACGACCCGGGCAAGGGCAACUACUGGAUGCUGGACCCCAGCAGCGACGACGUCUUCAUCGGCGGCACCACCGGCAAGCUGCGCCGGCGCUCCACCGCCUCGCGGGCCAAGCUGGCCUUCAAGCGCGGCGCCCGCCUGGCGUCCGGCGGCCUGGCCUUCGUGGAGCGGGCGGGCUCGCUCUACUGGCCCGUGUCGCCCUUCCUCUCGCUGCACCACCCGAGGGCCGCCUACCCGGGCGGCCACCCCGUGGCGUCCUACGGCGCCGGGCACCCCUUCGGCCCGCCGUCCGGCGGCCUGAGCGUGGAGCGGCUGGUGGGCGGGGAGCUGCCCUACGCCGCCACGCACCACCUGACGGCGGCGGCGCUGGCGGCCUCGGCGGUGCCCUGCGGGCUGUCGGUGCCCUGCUCGGGCGCCGGCUACUCGCUCAACCCGUGCCCCGUCAACCUGCUGGCGGCCGGCCAGACCGGCUACUUCUUCCCGCACGUGCCGGUGAGCGGCGGAGGAGGCGCGCCGGGGGGCGGCGGCGGCGGCGGCGGCGGAGGAGGCGGCGGAGGCGGCGGAGGCGGCGGCGGGCCCCACAUGGCGCGGGCCCCGGCCUCCGGCUCCCCGCAGGCCGUUUCUUGUGACUCGCUCAGGCCGCCCGUGGGCGCCUCUCUGCCGGCCUUCCCGUCCGGACUGUCCGCCGGCCUCUCUGACUAUUUCACGCAGCAGAACCAAGCCUCCGCGCCGAACCCGCUCAUCCACUAACGGAUCGGGAACAUUUACAACAACAACGACGACGACCACGACGACGACUAACUUGAAAGUUUAGAGCAACAACAACAACAACAACAAAACAAACAACCGGGAAGAUUCCAGGUAUUUUGUAAUAUUAUGAUAAUGAUUGUUAAAAUUAUUCUUGGCGUUCUGGACUUGUGUGUACAAAGUGCGUGCGCGUGUCCCGUCUGCUAGAAUGUUAGAUUUGAGUUGUUUUGUUUUGUUGGUUUUUUUUUUUUUUUUUGGUCUCCCCCCCCCCCCCCAACAUUUACACUUGAACAUGUUUCAGUAUUACACGUGACGCCGACUUUUUUUUUUUUAUUAUUUGGGCCAUUUUCCAUUUCCGACUGAAGAAAUAUCAAACUUUACACGCACGCGCACGAAGCCUCUUGUUCUUUCUUUCUUUCCUUCUUUCUUCCUUCUUGUUUCCUUAUUUUUGUUGUUGUUUUUAAGACGCCACGCAACAAGAUGUCUGCUCGCCUUGUGGAGCCCAAAAUGUUCGUUGUGCCGCUCGUCUUUCAACGUCUUCUUCUUUUCUUUUCUUCUUCUUUUUCGUCUUGUGUCGCUUUGACCUCAAAACAAAACGAAACAACAUAAAAGAGGGAAAAUGUUGCAAUUUUGACGAAAUAAAGCUAGCUGACCUUGUUGAAAUUCUUCUGUCUUCUUCUUUCUUUUUUUGCUGACGUGCGCGCGCAUGUUGAUAUUUUUUUCCAGAGCUUUCAGCAAGAAAGAAAGAAAGAUUGCGCGUUCUCGUUAUGUGGGUUAGCGGCACAUCAAAGUGGUUCACGCGCUUCCGGUUUUCUUGUGUGGGACAAAAAACGCGCACGGAGCGCGUGUAUUCGUGUCAGCAUAUUUCUACAUAAAAAAAAGAAAAGAAUUAAAAGGUAAAAGUGAAGGAGAGCAUUUGCGCCGCCUGUUGAUGACGUCACAGUGAUCGUUCUUUUUGGUCUUUUGCAGAAAUAAUUUGUUUCUGUUCAAAAAAAAAUAUAUCAAAUGUUCCAAAUGAAAGUGUGCUCUUAUUUAAAUUUUUGUUAACAAAUUCGUAUUGUUAUUGAUGUCAACAUAGUUUGUCCUGAGCUUGGAAAUAAAAUUCAUAGAUUUAGUUUCUUCUGGAUUUAUUCUGCAUUCAUUUGCUACUCAAACCUUUUAAAACAAAAUACAUUAUUAAUACAUUUUGUUUGACUUACCCUAAUAAAGCUUUUUUUUUUUUAUUUCGAAUAUAUCAUUCACUUGAAAUCUUUGGCUUUUUGGGGGUCGCAGUGCACAUUGUAGAUUUUUUUUUUCUUUCAGUUGUCUGAUCAUUUUCAAACACACACACACAUACACAAAAUAAAAUAUCGACAUCUCGAUUAAUGUGCAGAACAAAAUUCAAAAGCUCAAGCGGGAAAAUCAACACCAAAGCUAAAAUGAGAUUUCAAAGUCAAGUAAAAAAGUAAAGUAAAAUUUUAAGAGCCCCCCCCACGGCAACGAAUUAACAAUUAAGAAAGAUUUUAUUGCUGGCUCGAAAUGACCGACAACGUCACCAACCACGCGAUUACUAUUAUUAUUAUUGUUAUGAUGAUGAUGAUGAUGUUUAGAGUCAGUACAUUGUAGAUAUUGCAAAUGCACAUUUUCAAUAUCCCAGAAAACAAUUUGCGAGGCUGCUGACAAAUCACCCCCCCCCUCCAAAAAAAAAGAAAAGAAAAAAGACAAAUACAAAUUAUUCAUGAAGGAAAAAAAAUGUUUUGGUUUGAAAAACAAUGUAAAAAAAUUCCUUCGGGUGUUAUUUUUCUUUUUCCUUUUGGCUUCUUCGAAUAUUUUCGUGAGAUAAUUUUCAGUUUUGUAUCCUCCAUAAUUACCUAAAAUAUUUGAGCGCAAUGAUGUUUAUAUUGGGGGUGCGUGCUGAAACCCAAAAAGAAAGCAAAGCUUUUUUUUUUUUCUCUCGCUUUUUGGGCGCCGCUUUCAAGUGGACUCGAAAUGCACCCACCAGAACAUCUCGUUCUUCUUCUCCGUCUUUUUUCUCUCGGGUGCCCGUCAAGGUUUUGAACAGCAAUCAAAUAAUAUCAGUCAAAAUGAUUCCCUUGUGAUCAUAUUCAUGAGAACGAUUGUUACGAAUAGCUUUGGGAAGAAAAGAGAUUUUUUUAAGACUUACUAUUCAAUGCUACGCUUCCGAAAAAAAAAAAAAAAAUAGGACGCACACUUGGUCAAGAAAUUAGUCAUCAUAUUAUGUAAUAUUCAUGAGGAUUUUUCCAUUUCGUAAAAGUUACAAGAAGAAAAAAAAAAAAACUCAUCUCGCACGCGCGUGCAUCGCGUGUCAUAUCGCCAUCGGAUGAAAUAUUUAGAAUGUAAAUAAACAAAUCGCAUUUUGAAACCAAAUAUCAUUUUAUCCACCGAACAUGAUGUUGAUAGCAUGAAUUACGUUUCAUUUGUUCGUUGGGCAAAUAAACAGAGUGACGAAAAAAAAGUCAAAUCUGCUCGGAGGCAAUUUGGAAAAUGAACAUUUAAAAGCCAUCCGGAAUCUUCUUGGAAGAAAAUUGCGAUGCCGGCGCUCAUCGAGAUGCUAAAAAGCACAAGAAAAUUAAAGAUGCCAGAGAAUUUCAUUUCAUUUUCAAUUUCCUUGCAAGUCUUUGAGCGCUUGCCGACGCGACGCCUUUUUUUUUCUUUUCUUUCUUUCUUGGGGAAGAAACUUCCAGUAAAGGUCUGAUGGCAAGUUCACUUUUGGGGAAGAUUUUGCCACCCUCCUCAAUUCUUGUGUGUUAAAAGCCGGGUUGAAAGGUCGUCGUCCUCCUUCCUGGUGUCCUGCUGAACUUUUCUCGAGAACUUCCACAAAUUGGCCGCUUCAGGUUUUUGCUUUUCAUUUGAUUUUUUAUUUUAUUUUGGGCGAGUCAUGAAAAUACAACCCAAAAGCGAAUUCAUGUUUUUUUUCUUCAUAUUGACUUUCCAAACAAAUGUUAUCUUUGUGAUUAUUUUGACGGUAUUUUCAGGGAUCAAUAUUGGACGACUAAAAUCGGUGUUUAGUCUUUUUUUCAGUCCUUGCAACAAGCCCAAAGGGACACGCCACAAAAGUCACGUGUGUGUGUGUGUGUGUGUGUGUUGUUGUUGUUGUCACGUUUACAUGAUGUUGAUCAUCCUGAUGGCGAUUUUAUUUUGGAAAGAACAAACGUGAACAUUCCGCUUGCUUUCAAAAGAUUUGGAUUAAAAUCAAAGACAGAUAAUAAGAAACAUCUUCAUCCCUUUUUUUUUUUUUUUCCCACCAAAAAAGUUCAAGCACGCGUGCGAAUAAAAAAGAUAUUCAACAACAAUUUUUAAAUUGAGGAAACAUUUUAGUCAAUUAU
Syngnathoides biaculeatus (alligator pipefish) is the source of this 4578-nucleotide messenger RNA. RefSeq names its product forkhead box protein G1-like. Gene Ontology annotation, cellular component: nucleus. The record is from RefSeq and is a predicted model, not a curated record. Lineage: Eukaryota; Metazoa; Chordata; Actinopteri; Syngnathiformes; Syngnathidae. Gene Ontology annotation, molecular function: DNA-binding transcription factor activity; sequence-specific double-stranded DNA binding. The transcript has a single exon. The coding region runs from base 341 to 1255 and encodes 304 amino acids. Gene Ontology annotation, biological process: regulation of transcription by RNA polymerase II.